Molecule: messenger RNA, 9164 nt
Organism: Hypanus sabinus (Atlantic stingray)
Lineage: Eukaryota; Metazoa; Chordata; Chondrichthyes; Myliobatiformes; Dasyatidae
Gene: scrn3
Product: secernin 3
Exons: 8
Coding region: 147-1412 (421 amino acids)
Biological process (GO): proteolysis
Molecular function (GO): cysteine-type exopeptidase activity; dipeptidase activity
Source: RefSeq, a predicted model, not a curated record
CAGAUAAAUUGGAAAUAAACACAAGAGAUUCUGCAGAUGGUGGAAAUCCAGAGCAACCUACAAAAAGCUGUUGGAACUCAUCAGGUCAGGCAGCACCUGCGGAGGGGAAUAAGUAAUCCUCGUUUCCGGCCGAGCCUUCCAUCAGUAUGGCUUUCAGAAGCGAGUAUCCUCCAAGGUCUUGUGACACAUUUGUGGCUUUGCCUCCAGCAACAGUUGAUAAUCAGAUAAUUUUUGGAAAAAACUCAGACAGACCUUCUGAUGAAGUCCAGGAAGUUGUUUUCUUUCCUGCCGCAACCCAUCAAGCAGGAGACAAGGUUGAGUGUACAUACAUACAGGUUGAUCAGGUUGCAAAGACGCAUGCAGUUGUUCUGAGCCGUCCAUCUUGGUUAUGGGGGGCUGAAAUGGGAGCCAAUGAACAUGGAGUAUGUAUCGGCAAUGAGGCAGUCUGGGGAAAAGAAGAACAAAAUGACAAUGAAGCUCUAUUGGGCAUGGAUUUAGUAAGACUUGGACUUGAACGUUCUGAAACAGCAGAGGAGGCAGUCGAUAUUCUUACUGAUCUGCUAGAGAAAUAUGGACAGGGUGGAAACUGCAUGGAAGAUGAAGUUACGUUUACAUAUUACAACAGCUUUCUAAUUGCUGACAGAAAGGAAGCAUGGGUAUUAGAGACUGUUGGUAAAUACUGGGCAGCAGAAAGAGUUUCAGAAGGGGUACGGAAUAUUUCCAAUCAGCUUUCCAUAACAACAAAGAUCAAUAAAGAACACCCAGAGCUGAGAGAUCAUGCAAAGGAUCGAGGCUGGUGGGAUGGUAAAAUAAAGUUCGACUUUGCUGCUGUGUAUUCCUAUCAGGGCUCCACUAAUGAAUUAGAUGAUCGAUAUUGUGCUGGCCUCCGUCUUUUGAAUAAGCAUAAAGGAAAUAUUAGAGUUGAAACAAUGAUGGAAAUUCUCCGGGACAAAGAGAGCGGUAUUAACAUGGAAGGUGGCUUCACAACAACAGGAAGCAUGGUCUCCAUUCUUCCACUGGACACUAAUCUUCACUGCAUUCAUUUUUUUACAGCAACUCCUUAUCCUGAGAGGUCUGUUUUCAAACCAUUUAUCUUUGUUCAAAAUAUGGAGCAGUUUUUACAGACAAGUUCACCUUCAUUUGGUCCCGAUGAUCCAGUAAAACAGAAACCCCGGUUCCAGAGCAAACCAGACAGAAGACAUGCCCUUUAUAAAAAGCAUGAAGUGGCAGCUGCAUUCAUGGAGACCAAAAAGACUAAAGCUUCUAAGAUGCUUGAAGAUAUAAAAGCACUGGAGAAGGAGCAGCUUAAAACAGUGGAGGAUGUCUUACAGCAUGGAAUACCAGAUACGACAAAAGUUGUUCAUCUCUUCUCUGAUUGUGUAACUAAGGAAAUAUCAAUUUACAAUUUGUAAUCAUCCAAUCCAACUGGAUACUUCUGUGGUGAUAUUUCUGAUUUUAAGAUAUAUUGCCACAAAAGGAAGCAUCUAACUUUCAAAUUGGCCUGUAAUACCCAAUAAUAACUUAUCCAUGUUGAGCACCCCUUAUUCAAAAUGCUUGGGGUCGGAAGUGUUUUGGAUUUUGGAUUUUUUGGAAUUUUGAAAUAUUUGCAUUUAUAUAAUAAGAUAGCUUGGGAUGGGACCCAAAUUUAAACACAGCAUCGAUUUACAUUACAGUAUAUAUAAUGCACGAAGGUCUGGCUAUGCUGACUGCUAAAAACAAACUGGUGCCAACAGGGUCCCACUCAGGGGAUGUGAGAUUGUCUCGGAAUUGUCUGUGGUACGCAGAGACCCGCACAUCACCUAGGAACCUUCCUAGCACCUUGUGGAGUUUUCUAUUUGUGGGUUUUUGUCAGCACUCAAAAGUUUUGGAUUUUGGAAUUUCAGAAAAGGGGUGCUCAACCUGAUAUAAAUAUAUAAUAGAUAGAAAUUUUAAAAAUAGUAUAUUUUGCAAUAUUUUUAUUAAAGCCACACUAUUAUAAUUUCACUAAUGCCACCAUUAGUGGCAUUGCCAUGACAGUAAUCUGAAUAAUGAUUUUCCCUACUUGGAUCAGGUCACAAGCAUGUCUCCUAGGUCCAGUCAGUUGUAAAAAUGGCAUUCCCUUCUCUCAGUUCCUCCAUCUCUGCCGCAUCUGUUCUCAGGAUGAGGCUUUCAGAAUCUCCUAGUUCCAUUCCCAUUCUGAUGUGUCUAUCCAUGGUCUUGUGCAAAAAUGAGGACAAGCUCUAGUUGGAGGAGCAACACCUCAUAUUCCAUUUAGGUAGCCUCCACUCAUUGAUUUCUCUAACUUCCAGUUCUUUCUCCCCCUCUAUUGUUCUUUCUUUUAUAAUUUCCCUUCAGGUUACCCUCUCACUCCUGUUCUCCUAACCUAUCCAUCAUCUCCCUUUGGUCCCUCUUCUCUUUCUUCAAUGGUCUAUUCUCCUCUCAUAUUGGAUUAAUUUUUCAUCUAUCCCCUCCUAGCAUCUUACUUCAUCCCUCCCUCCCGCACCCAAUCCAUCUGACCCCUCACCUGUUUCCCUGAUCACCUGCCAGCUUGUACUCCUUCCCCUCCCCCAAAACUUUCUUAUUCUGCCUUCUUGCCUCUUCCUUUUCAAACCAGAUGAAGGGUCUUGUCCUGAAACAUCAACUGUCUAUUACCCUCUAUAGAUACUGCCUGAUGUGCUGACUUCAUCCUGCGUUUUGUGUGUGUUUAUCAAGGUUUUCCAGCAUCUUGUGUGUACAGAAUGUCACCUAGAGCAAUGAAAGGAUCUCUCAACAGUUUCUUCAAAGACAAUGGUUACUGCCCUACAUUGGUUGCUGUCCUAUUGGCCUAGAAAGCUGACACACCUUUCACACUAUUCUUUAGAUUUAAGUAAGCUCACUUCCAAUGUUCUCCGUUCCCAUUAAGUCAUGGCACCAGUGUGGCAUAGCAGUCUUUACAGAUGUACUGUAUAUAAAAUGCAUGGAAAAUCAUUUCAAAUUAUUUCAACCAUUGAAAAGGAAAUGAGAGGCACAGGUUCAUAACUGGAACAUAUUAAUUUAGGAAUGGUGCUCCUAGUUCUUCACAAAUAGUCAAGAUUCAGUGGACUUCCAGGUAGAUUAGUGGUACAAAUACCUUUGAAUUCUCCAAAUUUACAUUUUAUAGUAUCACUUUCUAAGGAAAGGUACUUGAAUACCCCUCUGGUUUCGACUGCUCCAAUGUUUCCAUGGCCACCUUUCAUCUUCUGUAUAAAUCUUAAUUUUACAAACUCUGCUGCACAAUACUUCAUCUCACUAAAUCCUCUGUCAUCAACUAUAUCAGUAAGUGUGCAGAUGACAUUGGUACCUCAAGACCAUUCAUCUCACAGCCCUGGCUGAAUACUGAGGUGCACUCCGUACUAAAAGCCCAGGAUGCUGUCUUCAAGUGUGGUGACAAAACACUUGUCAGAGCAGCCAGGAGAAAUCUCAUCUUAGGAGCAAGCGGGCAAAGGCUGCCUACUCACAAAAAAUCCAGGAACACCUAUUUGAUAAUGAUCUCUGGCAAAUGUGGCUGGGCAUCAAGGGCAUUACUGACUACGCAAGGGAAAACAGCAUUGACUGUACCAGUGACACCUUCCUCCCUAUUGCUCUAAACAAUUUUUAAUGCCUACUGUGGGCCACAAAAACUACCCCUCUCACAGGUGAGUAGCCUGUGUCUGUAACAGCAGCAGACAUGAGAAGGACUCAGCAGAGAGUCCACCCCGUAAGGCAUCCAGGCCAGAUAACAUCUCAGGCCGAGUACUUGAGUGUGCAUGCCAGCUCACUGACAUCUUCAACACAUCACUCAUCCAAGCUACUGUCCCCACAUGCUUCAAAUCAGCCACCAUCGUCCCUGUAUCAAAGAACUAAAUGACCACUGCUCAGUAGAACUGCACUAAUCAUCAUUAAACGAUUUGAAUGGCUGGAACAUAUCAAAAACUCCUUUUCUACUACAUUGGACACUCAAAGUUGAAAGUAAAUUUAUUAUCAAAGCACAUAGAAGUCACCAUACACAACCCCGAGUUUCAUUUUCUUUUCAGACACUCACAGUAAAUGCAAGAAACACAGUAGAAUCAAUGAAAGACCAUAGCCAGCAGGACAGAUAACCAACCAAUGUGCAAAAGACAAGCUGUGCAAAUACAAAUAGAAAGAAAAAAACAAAAUAAUCAGAAUAAUAAUAAAUAAGCAACAAAUAUUGAGAACAUGAAAUGAAGAGUCCUUGUAAGCAAGUCCAUAGGUUGAGGGAGCUGUUCAGUGAUGGGGCAAGUGAAGUUAUCUUUUCUGGUUUAAGAGCCUGAUGGUUGAGAGGUAAUAACUGUUCUUGAACCUACUGGUGUGGGUCCUGAUGCUCCUAUACCUUCUCCCUGAUGGCAGCAGCGAGAAGAGAGCAUGGCUUGGAUGGAUGCUGCUUUCCAGCAACAGCGCUCCAUGUAGCUGUACUCAAUGGGGGUGGGAAGGGCUUUAACUGUGAUGGACUGGGCUGUAUACACUGCUUCCAUUCAAGCAAAUUGGUGUUUCCAUACCAUGCUGUGAUGCAACCCGUCAAUAUACUCUCCACCACACACCUAAAGAAGUUUGUCAAAGUUUUGACUUUCUCCACCUCUGAUCCCCCGAUGAGGACUGGCUCAUGCACCGCCCGGUUCCUCCUCCUGCAGUCUGUAAUCAUUUUCAUGCUGAGGUUGUUGUUGUGGCGACAUUCUACAAGAUUUUCAACUUCCCUCCUAUGUACUGAUUCGCCACCACCUUUGAUUCGGCCCAUGCUUAAAUACUAUACUACGAAGACAAGCCAGAAACCAUGGCUGACUGCAGAGAUUCAUGCUCUGCUUAGGGAUCAGGAGUUGCCUUCAGAUCGAGGGACAGGAGGACUCUAAGGUCAGCAGGAGUCAUGCUCUGCCAUGCCAUUAGGAAGACAAAGUGUGAGUACGCACAGAAAAUUCACACCUUUGUGACAGCAGGGACAUGCACUGCAUGUGCCAAGGUAUACAAACCAUAAAUGAUUACCCUCUGCAUCAAUCACAGAAAUGUCUCCCUUCCUGACGGGCUGAAUGCUUUCUAUGCACAAUUAGAUGCAAUGAAUGAUGUGAUGCUCCCUUUCCCCCUGAGGAACAGGCACCCUGUCUGGCUGCAGCCAAGCUGAGGAGGAUCCUAGCCAGGGUAAACCAUGCAAAGUUAUGGGGCCAGACAACAUACAUGGUCAGAUGCUGAGGUACUGUGAAGCCCAGCUAAAAGUGGUCUUAAUGGACAUCUUUAAUAUCUCUUUCAAACAGUCCAUUGUCCCUACAACGUCAAGGCAGCCACCAUUAUCCCAGUUCCCAAGAGAGCGACAGUAAUUGGCCUAAACAAUUACCAUGCAGUGGGCACUGACUUCAACAAUCAUGAAGUGCUAGUGAAUCAUAUAAAAUCUCACAUUCCAGCUACAUUGACCCUUUCCUGUUUGCCUACUGCUCAAACCGGUCCACCGAUGAUGCCAUGGCCUUGGCUUUCUACUCUGUCCUGCCCACCUAAAAAAUGACACCUUAUAUACCAGGAUGUUCUGCGACUUCAGCUCCGCAUUUAACAAGAUCAUCCCCGAGAGGCUGGUGGAUAAAUUGUCCUUGUUGGGAAUCAACACCCCUAUCUGUAACUGGAUCUUGGACUUCUUGACAGAAAGACCCCAGUGAGUCCGAGUUGGUAGCAACAUCUUGAUGCUAAGCACUGGUGCUCCCCAGAAUUGUGUGCUCAUCCCACUGCUGACUCACUACUGCAUUACCAGUUUCAGCCCAAACUGGACCAUCAAGUUCGCUGACAGUGGUUGGCCUCAUCAGCAACAAUGAUGAGUCAGCAUACACAGAGGAGGUUGAGAGGCCUGUCAAACAGUGUGAGAACAACAACCUGAGACUCAAUGUUAACAAGACAUAAGAGAUGAUUGUGGACUUCAGGCAGGUGCAGGUCGACCACUCCAUUGCAUAUCAAUGGCUCUGCCAUGGGGAGAGUGAAGAGCAUGAAGUUCCCUGGUGUGCACAUAACAGACAUUCUAACCUGGACCCACAACACCUCCUCAUUAGUCAAGAAGGCAUAGUAGCAUCUACACUUCCUGAAGAGAAUGAGGUGUGCAAAGCUCUUCACCCUCAUUCUAACAACUUCCCACAGGAGCGCCAUCAAGAAUGCUCUUUAUGGCUGCAUCGUUGUGUGGUAUGGAAGCUGCAAGGCAUCAGACCACAAGACUCUGCAGGCAAUAGUAAAAAUCUCUGAGAGGAUCACCAGGGCCUCCCCCAUAUUUCUGACAUUUAUCAAGAGUGAUGCAGAUGAAGGGCCUGAAGCAUUGUUGAAGAUCCCUACUACCCAUCCCAUAGUCUCUUUGAUCCACUACCAUCAGGAAGGAGGUACAGAAGCACCAAGACUAGGACUACCAGCCUGGGUAACUCAGGGUAACCCCUUCCCUUGGGUUGUGAGACUAAUGAAUAUACUGCCACCACCAAGGUCAUGUCACUAGGACAGUGAGCUGAUUACUGUUUACUUGGGUAGUGCACUACAUAAAUUUUGAAUUAUAUUUCAUUGAUUUAUUUACAGUUAUAUUUUGGUUUAUGUACUGUGUAUGCUAUAUAUUUUUGGGUGACCGUGGGACAUUGUUUUGUUGUAUGAACUUACAAUCAGAUGACAAUAAACUUGAACCGCUCUACAACCGAUGCCAUAGCAUCAGUCACACACCUGGCGCUGGCACACCUAGCAAACAAGGACACUUAUGUUAGAAUACUGCUUCUGGAUUUCAUUUUACCAUAUAACAAACACAGCACGGAAACAGGCCAUCUCGGCCCUCCUAGUCCGUGCCGAACUCUUAAUCUCACCUAGUCCCACCUACCCGCACUCAGCCCAUAACCCUCCACUCCUUUCCUGUCCAUAUACUUAUCCAAUUUUACCUUAAAUGACACAACUGAACUGGCCUCUACUACUUCUACAGGAAGCUCAUUCCACACAGCUAUCACUCUCUGAGUAAAGAAAUAACCCCUCGUGUUUCCAUUAAACUUCUGCCCCUAACUCUCAAAUCAUGUCCUCUCGUUGGAAUCUCCCCUACUCUCAAUGGAAACAGCCUGUUCACGUCAACUCUAUCUAUCCCUCUCAAAAUUUUAAAUACCUCGAUCAAAUCCCCCCUCAACCUUCUACGCUCCAAUGAAUAGAGACCUAACUUGUUCAACCUUUCUCUGUAACUUAAGUGCUGAAACCCAGGUAACAUCCUAGUAAAUCGUCUCUGCACUCUCUCUAAUUUAUUGAUAUCUUUUCUAUAAUUCGGUGACCAGAACUGUACACAAUAUUCCAAAUUUGGCCUUACCAAUGCCUUGUACAAUUUUAACAUUACAUCCGAACUUCUGUACUCAAUGCUCUGAUUUAUAAAGGCCAGCGUUCCAAAAGCCUUCUUCACCACCCUAUCUACAUGAGACUCCACCUUCAGGGAACUAAGCACUGUUAUUCCUAGAUCUCUCUGUUCCACUGCAUUCCUCAAUGCCCUACCAUUUACCCUGUAUGUUCUAUUUGGAUUAUUCCUGCCAAAAUGUAGAACCUCACACUUCUCAGCAUUAAACUCCAUCUGCCAAAGUUCAGCCCAUUCUUCUAACCGGCAUAAAUCUCCCUGCAAGCUUUGAAAACCCACCUCAUUAUCCACAACACCUCCUACCUUAGUAUCAUCGGCAUACUUACUAAUCCAGUUUACCACCCCAUCAUCCAGAUCAUUUAUGUAUAUUACAAACAACAUUGGGCCCAAAACAGAUCCCUGAGGCACCCGCUAGUCACCGGCCUCCAUCUCGAUAAACAAUUAUCCACCACUACUCUCUGGCAACUCCCAUCUAGCCACUGUUGAAUCCAUUUUAUUACUCCAGCAUUAAUACCUAACGACUGAACCUUCUUAACUAACCUUCCAUGUGGAACUUUGUCAAAGGCUUUGCUGAAGUCCAUAUAGACUACAUCCACUGCCUUACCCUCGUCAACAUUCCUCGUAACUUCUUCAAAAAAUUCAAUAAGGUUUGUCAAACAUGACCUUCCAAGCACAAAUCCAUGCUGGCUACUCCUAAUCAGAUCCAGAUAAUUAUUAAUACUAUCUCUAAGAAUACUUUCCAUUAAUUUACCCACCACUGAUGUCAAACUGACAGGUCUAUAAUUGCUAGGCUUACUUCUAGAACCCUUUUUAAACAAUGGAACCACAUGAGCAAUACGCCAAUCCUCCGGCACAAUCUCCGUUUCUAAUGACAUCUGAAAGAUCUCCGUCAGAGCUCCUGCUAUCUCUACACAAACUUCCCUCAAGGUCCUGGGGAAUAUCCUGUCAGGACCUGGAGAUUUAUCCACUUUAAAAUUUUUUAAAAGCGCCAGUACUUCCACCUCUUUAAUUGUCAUAGGUUCCAUAACUUCCUUACUUGUUUCCCACACCUUACACAAUUCAAUAUCCUUCUCCUUAGUGAAUACCGAAGAGAAGAAAUCGUUCAAAAUCUCUCCCAUCUCCCUUGGCUCCACACAUAGCUGACCACUCUGAUUCUCUAAGGGGCCAAUUUUAUCCCUCACUAUCCUCUUGCUUUUAAUAUAACUGUAGAAACCUUUCGGAUUUACUUUCACCUUAUUUGCCAAACCAACCUCGUAUCUUCUUUUAGCUUUUCUAAUCUCUUUCUUAAGAUUCCUUUUACAUUCUUUAUAUUCCUCGAGCAAUUCCUUUACUCCAUGCUGCCUAUAUCUAUUAUAGACAUCCCUCUUUUUCUGAACCAAGUUUCUAAUAUCCCUUGAAAACCAUGGUGCUUUCAAUCCUUUAACUUCUCCUUUCAACCUAACAGGAACAUAAAGAUUCUGUACCCUCAUAAUUUCACCCUUAAAUGACCUCCAUUUCUCUAUUACAUCCUUCCCAUAAAACAACUUGACCCAAUCCACUCUAAAUCCCUUCGCAUCUCCUCAAGGUUAGCCUUUCUCCAAUCAAAAAUCUCAACUCUAGGUCCUAUCCUGUCCUUCUCCAUAAUUAUAUUGAAGCUAAUGCUAUUGUGAUCACUGGACCCGAAGUGCUCCCCAACACAUACAUCUGUCAGCUGACCUAUCGCAUUCCCUAACAGGAGAUCCAACACUGCCCCAUCUCUAGUCGGUACUUCUAUGUAUUGUUUUUUUUUAAACUUUUAUUGCAUUUUUAAGUAGUUACAAAAUGAAGUAUGGAAAAUAAAAUGUAUAUAACCCUUCCCCCCUCCCCUUAA